AUGGCGCGCGCAGGACAUUCAGGCACAGUUGUAGGCUCAGCGAUAGUAGUACGGGAGAAGUACUACUGGCCUGACCUACAGCUGAACCUCUGGACAAUUGUCAUGCUGGCAACAGCCGGAACAAUAUUGGGAAUCAAUGCGCAGUUCAUGGCAAUACAAGAUCGCAUGGGAUUAGGAACACCUUGGAUCAUGCCCUACGGUGUCACAGUCGGCACACUGGCUAUAAUCUUCAUCAUCAUAGAAAUCGUCUUCAUUGCGCAACGGAAACUACUCCCAGCCACCAUGAUGCUACUAUCCUUUAUCCUCCUCGUCCUCUUCAUAGCCGGAAUUAUCGGAACCGCAAUACAACUCUUCGCAGGACCAAAUAUCAACAACCAAUGCAACACAUACGUCUUCAACGACGACGCAAGUGGACCGAAUGUGGAUACAUUGGCGUUCCUACAGCAGAGGAACAUCUGUCAAUGUUGGCAAGCUGAAUUCGCUUUUUGGAUUAUCGGCAGCAUAUUCCUCGUUUGGAUGAUGGUCAUGGCUAGCCAGGUCAACUCGAACCAAUAUGCUCGAUGA
Alternaria burnsii is the source of this 564-nucleotide messenger RNA. RefSeq lists its product as uncharacterized. The record is from RefSeq and is a predicted model, not a curated record. NCBI's taxonomy places the organism in Eukaryota, Fungi, Ascomycota, Dothideomycetes, Pleosporales, Pleosporaceae. Bases 1 to 564 code for a protein of 187 amino acids. The transcript is spliced from 3 exons.